GCCGGGGCCAGGCCGACGCCUGCCCGGGCCGGAGAGCGCGGCGCUCGGGCUCCGCCUCCGCGAGACUCUGAGCCCCCGGAGCCGGGGGUUUCGGUCGCGCUUGAAACUUUAGAGCUCGGGAACCGGAAAGCCGAAGUUGCUGAACGCCUGGGCACGCCGCGCUCCUCAAGCGAGCUGCCCGGAAGGGGCGCGGGAGCGCUGCUCCCCGGCCGCUCGCUCCCCACCUCCCGGGACGUCCAGGGUCUUCCUCGCCCCCCACCCCCUCCCCGCCUCGCCCCGAGGGCGUCACGUGGCAGCGUGGGGCCCGCCCCCGGUGACGUCACCGCGCUCGCAGCCGUCGCGCCGAAGAAAGGAUGCUCUAGGAUGCCGUGCAGGUGGGCGGCGGGGAUGCGCCAUGCGGCACUGCAGGUGUAACUAGUAUGGUCAAUGCAGGAGCGAUGAGUGGCUCUGGAAACCUGAUGGAUUUCCUCGAUGAGCCAUUCCCUGAUGUGGGGACAUAUGAAGACUUCCACACCAUCGACUGGCUACGGGAAAAGUCACGGGACACCGACAGACACAGGAAGAUAACCAGCAAAAGCAAGGAGUCCAUAUGGGAGUUCAUCAAGAGUUUGCUGGAUGCGUGGUCAGGAUGGGUGGUGAUGCUGCUCAUCGGCCUGCUGGCGGGCACCUUGGCUGGGGUCAUUGAUCUCGCCGUCGACUGGAUGACCGAUUUGAAGGAGGGGGUCUGCUUGUCUGCCUUCUGGUACAGCCACGAGCAGUGCUGCUGGACUUCCAACGAGACCACUUUUGAGGACAGGGACAAGUGUCCCCUGUGGCAGAAAUGGUCGGAGCUGCUGGUGAAUCAGUCGGAGGGGGCCAGCGCGUACAUCCUGAACUACCUGAUGUACAUCCUGUGGGCCUUGCUGUUUGCGUUCCUGGCCGUCUCCCUGGUGCGCGUGUUCGCGCCCUACGCCUGCGGCUCGGGUAUCCCGGAGAUAAAGACCAUUUUGAGCGGCUUCAUCAUCAGGGGCUACUUGGGGAAGUGGACCCUGCUGAUCAAGACCGUCACCCUGGUGCUGGUGGUGUCCUCGGGCCUGAGCCUCGGGAAGGAAGGGCCACUGGUGCACGUGGCUUGCUGCUGCGGCAACUUCUUCAGCAGCCUUUUCUCCAAGUACAGCAAGAACGAGGGCAAGAGGCGCGAGGUGCUCUCCGCCGCGGCCGCUGCUGGAGUCUCUGUUGCCUUUGGGGCUCCGAUCGGGGGUGUGCUCUUCAGUCUUGAGGAGGUCAGUUACUACUUUCCCUUGAAGACCUUGUGGAGGUCCUUUUUCGCGGCCCUGGUGGCAGCCUUCACGCUUCGAUCCAUCAAUCCCUUUGGGAACAGCCGUCUUGUUCUCUUUUACGUGGAAUAUCACACACCCUGGUACAUGGCCGAGCUCUUCCCCUUCAUCCUGCUUGGGGUCUUUGGAGGCUUGUGGGGAACCCUCUUCAUCCGCUGCAACAUCGCCUGGUGCAGGAGGCGCAAAACCACCAAGCUGGGGAAGUACCCGGUGCUGGAGGUCAUCGUGGUGACCGCCAUCACUGCCAUCAUCGCCUACCCCAAUCCCUACACACGCCGGAGCACGAGCGAGCUCAUUUCCGAGCUGUUCAAUGACUGCGGGGCCCUCGAGUCCUCGCAGCUGUGUGACUACAUCAAUGACCCCAACAUGACACGGCCAGUGGACGACAUCCCCGACCGGCCGGCCGGCGUCGGGGUUUACACAGCCAUGUGGCAGCUGGCCCUGGCGCUGAUCUUCAAAAUCGUCAUCACCAUCUUUACCUUUGGCAUGAAGAUCCCCUCGGGCCUCUUCAUCCCCAGCAUGGCCGUGGGGGCGAUGGCCGGCCGGAUGGUGGGAAUCGGCGUGGAGCAGCUGGCUUACCAUCACCACGACUGGAUCGUCUUCAGGAACUGGUGCAGGCCCGGAGCGGACUGUGUCACCCCUGGACUUUAUGCAAUGGUGGGAGCCGCGGCCUGCCUAGGUGGAGUUACCCGGAUGACUGUGUCAUUGGUGGUCAUCAUGUUUGAGUUGACGGGAGGUCUCGAGUACAUUGUGCCCUUGAUGGCGGCAGCCGUGACCAGCAAGUGGGUGGCUGAUGCCUUCGGGAAAGAAGGCAUCUACGAGGCUCAUAUCCACUUAAACGGGUACCCAUUUCUGGACGUGAAGGACGAGUUCACCCACCGCACGCUGGCCACUGACGUCAUGCGGCCACGGCGGGGAGAGCCCCCGCUGUCCGUGCUCACCCAGGACAGCAUGACCGUGGAGGACGUGGAGACGCUCAUCAAGGAGACCGACUACAACGGCUUCCCGGUGGUGGUCUCCAGGGACUCCGAGCGCCUCAUUGGAUUUGCCCAGAGGAGGGAACUGAUUCUUGCCAUAAAGAAUGCCAGACAGAGGCAGGAGGGCAUCGUGAGCAAUUCGAUCAUGUACUUCACGGAGGAGCCCCCUGAGCUGCCGGCCAACAGCCCGCACCCCCUGAAGCUGCGGCGUGUCCUCAACCUCAGCCCGUUCACGGUCACGGACCACACCCCCAUGGAGACGGUGGUGGACAUCUUCCGGAAGCUGGGGCUCCGGCAGUGCCUGGUGACGCGGAGUGGGAGACUUCUUGGCAUCAUCACGAAAAAGGAUGUUUUGAGACAUAUGGCCCAGAUGGCAAACCAGGACCCUGAAUCCAUCAUGUUUAAUUAGAAACAAGGUGGCAUUUAUUUUGAGAAAAACACAACUGUGUCAUUUUAAAAGAAAUAAACAAGUGAUAUGUUAUUA
Molecule: messenger RNA, 2777 nt
Organism: Nyctereutes procyonoides (raccoon dog)
Lineage: Eukaryota; Metazoa; Chordata; Mammalia; Carnivora; Canidae
Gene: CLCN4
Product: chloride voltage-gated channel 4
Exons: 13
Coding region: 420-2702 (760 amino acids)
Biological process (GO): chloride transport; transmembrane transport
Cellular component (GO): early endosome; Golgi apparatus; synaptic vesicle
Molecular function (GO): voltage-gated chloride channel activity
Source: RefSeq, a predicted model, not a curated record